AAUAAUCUUUCAUAAAACGAAUUGUUUAGUAUUUUAAUUGAUAAUUGUAAAUUGGUAUUCAUAAUGAUUCAUUGAAUUAGAUCUAUUAGCAAUGAUAAAAUCAAAAUUAACGGAUAGAAACCUAAGUUAUUAGUAAAACUGCCUGAUCCAUUAGGCUUAAUUUAAGUUGAAAAAAUAAAUAGAAAGUAAAAAUUAGUGGGGGUUCCACAAAUAUUCUUUCAAUUUUGAAAAACUAAUUCGUUAUCGUAUUCUGUCAGAGUUCAGUCAGAAAUCUGAAGCUUUUGAGGACUGGAAAAAAUCUGUGGUGUAAAAUGAAUAUCUCUGAGAUAUUUGCUGUUCUAGGUGCUCUAGGCACAAUAGCAAUUGUUGGAGCAACAGUCCACUUCUUUUUAGUAUGGAAAAAAAAUAAUAAACGAAAAAAGGGCCCGAUCUUGUUAGAAAAUCCUAUGACAAAAUAUGAGUUGCCAUUAAUUGAAAAAGAAAUAAUUAGCCAUGAUACAAGGAGGUUUAGAUUUGGCUUACCAUCACCUAAGCAUGUUCUUGGCCUACCAACUGGACAGCAUGUACAUCUCACUGCUGAAAUUAAUGGGGAUAUUGUUAUCAGAGCUUAUACUCCAGUUUCCAGUGAUGAUGAUCAAGGCUUUGUUGAUUUAGUUGUUAAGGUUUACUUUAAAAAUGUUCAUCCCAAAUUCCCAGAAGGUGGGAAACUAUCUCAAUACUUGGAAAGUAUGAAAAUUGGCGAUAAGAUAGCAUUCAAAGGACCUUCAGGUCGAUUGAUAUACUUAGGAAAGGGGUGUUUUUCUAUUAGGUUGCUCAGGAAACAACCUCCAGCUGAAUACAACGUUAAAAAAGUUGUAAUGAUUGCCGGAGGUAGUGGAAUUACUCCAAUGCUUCAAUUAAUCAGAGAAAUGACUAAAGUCCCUGAUGAUCACACAAAAAUUUCACUGUUAUAUGCCAAUCAAACAGAAAAAGACAUAUUAUUAAGAAACGAAUUAGAAGAUGUUGCUAAGAAACAUCCAGAACAAUUCAAGUUUUGGUAUACACUUGAUUCUAGUAGUGAAAACUGGAAAUAUUCCACUGGACACAUUAAUGCUGAUAUGAUUAAAGAUCAUAUGUAUCCUCCUGGUGAUGAUACAAUUGUUCUUAUGUGUGGACCUCCGCCCAUGAUUAACUUCGCUUGUACACCUAAUUUAGACAAAUUAGGUUACGAUUCCAAACUCAGAUUCGCUUAUUAGUUUAAAAAAGUAGUAAAAUGAAUUAAGCAUUUAAAAUAAUAUACAUGCAAAAUCAAACUAACAGAAUAAUUUUUUCUUGACAAUAAAGUCGACAGGGCAAUUAAUGGAGCAUUUACUUGUUAUUAUAGAAAUUAUAGAAAA
Chelonus insularis is the source of this 1376-nucleotide messenger RNA. RefSeq names its product NADH-cytochrome b5 reductase 3. The transcript has 4 exons. The coding region runs from base 312 to 1235 and encodes 307 amino acids. Lineage: Eukaryota; Metazoa; Arthropoda; Insecta; Hymenoptera; Braconidae. Gene Ontology annotation, molecular function: oxidoreductase activity; FAD binding. The record is from RefSeq and is a predicted model, not a curated record.